AUGUCAGAAGACAAGACAGACAAAGUAAAAAUCAGAGCAACUGAAAGCUUUCAAAAUGACAAGCAAAAUAUUCCUUGGCUGAAUGAAGAAUUGGCCAGUCCUAUCUUACAGCCUCUUGGAGACUCAGAUAUCCAGCUUACAAGUGAAAAACAUAAAGACAAGAAACCUAUGAAAGGCAUUAUGAGUUCAGUGUCGGAAUUCAGCACCACAGAUGCUCCAUCCAAGGACACCAAAGAUGAGAAGAAAUUGUCAGACUCUAGUACAUCAUCAUUAUCUUCCCUUGAGAAGUGCAGGACACAGUUCACCUAUAUCGAAAAUGAUGCAUCAGUUCAUCAGAGAGACAGUGAUGAUGAAUGUGCAUCUCUUAUCCUGGCCUGCUUGUUCUGCCAAUUUUGGGACUUUCUUAUAAUGCUGCCUAAUACCUGUGAAAAUUGGUUGAUAAACAUGUGCUGUCCAUCCUAUAGAUAUCACCAUACCUCCAGUGAAAACCACUCCAACAAUGACUGUACCUGUGACUGCAACAUUGAUUUGCAGCAUUUUGGAAUCCUGUCACGAAACCAGUGA
This is a messenger RNA of Gopherus evgoodei (Goodes thornscrub tortoise), 564 nucleotides long. It is a transcript of the gene MDFIC2, whose product is annotated as MyoD family inhibitor domain containing 2. Lineage: Eukaryota; Metazoa; Chordata; Testudines; Testudinidae. The transcript has 4 exons. Bases 1 to 564 code for a protein of 187 amino acids. The record is from RefSeq and is a predicted model, not a curated record.